Drosophila ficusphila is the source of this 1799-nucleotide messenger RNA. Its product is annotated as heat shock 70 kDa protein 14. Gene Ontology annotation, biological process: protein folding. The coding region runs from base 136 to 1677 and encodes 513 amino acids. The transcript has a single exon. NCBI's taxonomy places the organism in Eukaryota, Metazoa, Arthropoda, Insecta, Diptera, Drosophilidae. Gene Ontology annotation, molecular function: ATP binding; ATP-dependent protein folding chaperone. The record is from RefSeq and is a predicted model, not a curated record. Gene Ontology annotation, cellular component: nucleus; cytosol.
UAGCUCUCAUUUGCCAACACUGCCCUACAACACUACCGCGCGUGCAGGAAAAAACGUGCGCGUUUAUUCGUCGCAUUUUGUGUAGAUAAUUCCUAAAUUCCGGAUAUUCCCGCCUUUGAAUCUGAUUUCCCAAAGAUGUGGCCGCGAUUUGGCAUCAAGAUUGGCAAUAGCACGCUCUGCAUCGCCCACGUGCGCGCGGAUGGCAAAGCGGAGGUGAUCGCUAACAAGCAGGGCGACCGAGUGUCCCAGGCAUGCCUCCUUUGGGACGGCGUCUCGGAGAUCGAAUGUGGUCUAACAGCCAAGCAAAAGAUGGCCACGAAACCGCGGCAGGCAGUGGCCCACAGCUUUCAACUGCUGCAGCCGAAGGAACAGCUCACCGAGGAGAAACUGGCCAGUGCUCUGCGGGAAAUCCCCUGCGACUUUGACAAAGAGGAGUUGGUGUUCCGCAUGGAACACACGGUGCCCUCUGAAAAAGAAGACCAGGAUGAUCGGGUGGUGACCAAGGACCUUAGUGCCUACCAAGUGACGGUGGAGUUGCUGCGCGCCGAACUGGAACUGGCACAUCAAUAUCACACGGACGGAGAACAAGCGCCUAUUGCUGUUCUCUCUAUACCUAGCUACUAUCCCGUCCCGGCCUACAAGUUGUUAGCGGAAGCAGCCGAAACCGCUGGCUUCCACGUGGCUCAAAUCAUUGCAGAACCCACGGCGGCUGUUUUGGGCUACAGCAUCGGUGAUGAGCAGCCGGAGCAGCGUCGCCAUGUGCUGACCAUCAAGUGCGGUGGCCUGUACAGUGACAUUGCUUUCUAUGCCGUGCAAAACGGUCUGUUCGUUCAGCUGGCUACAUUUGGACCUUUCCCCAUCGGUGGCCGCCAGUUCACCGAGGCCCUGGUGCAGUUCAUCUGCGAGGAGUUUCGCCGCAAGUACAAGCUGGAUCCGCACGAGUCGCGUCGCUCGCUGGCCAAGAUCCGCACCGCCGCCGCCAACUGCAAGCACAUCCUGACAACGAUGCCUUCAACACAACUGUAUAUCGACUCCCUGAUGGACGGUGUUGACUUCAAUGCCCAGAUGUCGCGCGCUCGCUUUGAGAGCCUCAUCCAACCGGUGAUCAACAGCCUUAUUCAACAGCUGGGCGAGUGCGUGGAGCAGGCGCAAAAGGAGCAUCCCGGUCUGAGUAGCAUAGAUGACAUCGUGUUGUUGGGCGCCACCAUGCAGAUACCUAAGCUUCAAGCAGCCGUGGGCGCCCGCUUCCCCGACGCUAAGCUUCACAACAGCCACUCUGCGGACGAGGUGGUGGCCAUCGGCUGCGCCCGACAGGCCGUCUGCUUGCUUGAUCCACUCGAACAGCAGUUGCAUAAAGAUGAUGAUUGUGUGGUAGCCGAGGAUGAUCUGUACAUCUGGCACGGGAAUGACGAGGCGAACGCCAAGUUAGUCCUGGGCAGGGGUAGCAUCUUGCCCGCCAAAAUCAGGAUAUCUCUUCCUCAAUCGGAACAAGGGAAGGGUGACCAAGGGGACAAGGAGGCCGCUUCUUUCAAGCUCCGAGCCGGAGAGAGCGAGAUAUUGGCUCGCCUGCCCGAAAGCACGACGCCAGAGGAUGGGCUCUACCAGCUGGAGGUCGAGGUGGAUCUCGACGAUAAGGACGGCAACGUGGUGCCGCUGGUGCGACUGCGCUGCAUGUGAGACCGGAAAACUGACCCGAAACCAAUGCGCUAUCGCCUAGUCUAUUUAUUGUUGCUAGCCUAAUGAUUAAAAAUGAUUAUGAUACAAACACACAAAAUAAAGAUAAAUUCAAAAGCGGCAAA